This is a messenger RNA of Gilbertella persicaria, 1399 nucleotides long. RefSeq names its product fork head domain-containing protein. The coding region runs from base 1 to 1305 and encodes 434 amino acids. Lineage: Eukaryota; Fungi; Mucoromycota; Mucoromycetes; Mucorales; Choanephoraceae. Gene Ontology annotation, cellular component: nucleus. Gene Ontology annotation, biological process: regulation of transcription by RNA polymerase II. Gene Ontology annotation, molecular function: RNA polymerase II cis-regulatory region sequence-specific DNA binding; DNA-binding transcription factor activity, RNA polymerase II-specific. The transcript is spliced from 2 exons. The record is from RefSeq and is a predicted model, not a curated record.
AUGCAGUACUUGACAUCAAAUAAUACCCCCAAGAUACACAAGAUGAGUACUUCUACACCUUGGAUGCAAUCAGCAUCUACUGUGUCAGAUCAAUACUAUAACAAUGGUUCACCCGAUUCCAUGCUAACAGAUACGGAAGACAUCUACAUGUCUGAUACACCAAAAUCCUCAAGAAGCCGCAAUUCAACUUCUGAUAUGUGUGUAGAAAAAAACACAGAAGGAAAACCACCUUAUUCCUAUGCUACCUUAAUCAAGUAUGCGAUUGAGCGUAGUUCAGAGAACAAAUUAACUCUAAGCCAAAUCUAUCAAUGGGUAAUUGAGCAUUAUCCUUAUUAUGGAUCUGCCGGUUCGGGCUGGAAGAACUCAAUCCGUCAUAAUCUCUCGCUUAACAAGAGCUUUGUACGUGUUCCUCGUCCUGUCAAUGAGCCUGGUAAAGGUUCUUAUUGGACUGUAGACCAAUUUGCGGCAGAUACAGAACAACGAGUAAAAUCCAAUGUACGUGGUCGUUCAAAUAGACCCAACAGCGAUUUAAAUCAACGUACCAAUGCGCCUUGGUUAACAGGUCGUCAUCAGUAUUACCAUCAUCAUCGUGAUAGUAGAUCACUUUCAACAGAUGCAGGUGUUUCUUCUCCAUCAACCACAGUACGCCGACCAUCCCAAUAUGGUUACUGCAGUCAUCCGUAUAGCGGUGGUGGGUACGAACGUAAUCUUCCCUAUGGAUACUACCAACACCGUAUUCCAUCUUCACAUGAGACACUAUUAUCUGCUCGUCAAUCGUCUGUCACCUACAGUCUUCCUAAUCAACCUUCAUUUGGCAUGUACCAACCACCUGCUUACUCGCAUCGUCAAUCUUGUCCUGACUUAUCCUCUACAUAUGCUGAAACACUCCCAGAUUUCAAUACCACACCCUCUGCUUCUACACCAUGCGACAGUCAAAAGAUGUGCUAUCCGCCCUUUACCAGUUAUUCUUCUACAUUACCUAACACAGAAGAACUCACUUCACCCAAUUCUUUAAAAGGCAAUACUGCGCAAGAAACGCCACUGACUUCAUUUUUUAAAGAGUUUGAAGGCAAAGAUGGAUUACCUUCACCUGUCUUGUCUUCUAGUAAUUGUUCUUCUACAUCGCCUUCGAACAUGUCGGUGGCAGAUCCACUCUCUCUGGUAACACAACACCCUUCACCCGUGACAACAACAACGACAGCUGUUGCCCCUGAUACAUCGUAUUCGUCCAACUUGUUGAUACAAAAAGAAGGCUGUCUUACAUCCCCUUCUUCUCCAUUAGCCAUGACAGGUAAUAUUUCAUAAAGUCAUACCAUUAAACUGACUCCAUAUACUCUAGAGAGUGCUAUUUCCUACAUGGUUUCACAACAGCAACAAGAUGAUCAUUCUUUGCGUGAUA